Messenger RNA from Sorex fumeus (smoky shrew), 7385 nucleotides. RefSeq names its product transmembrane protein 245 (gene TMEM245). NCBI's taxonomy places the organism in Eukaryota, Metazoa, Chordata, Mammalia, Eulipotyphla, Soricidae. The coding region runs from base 113 to 2671 and encodes 852 amino acids. The transcript has 18 exons. The record is from RefSeq and is a predicted model, not a curated record.
GGCCGACGACGCCGGCUCGGGCUCGGGCUCCGGCUCGGGCUCGGACUCGGGCUCCGGCUCCGGCUCGGGCUCGGCGCCCAGCCCGCGGGGCUCCCCGAGCGGCGCGCCGAGGAUGCCGCGGGCGGCCCCGCCGGGCGGCGGGUGCGCGGAGACGCGGCGCGCGGCGGCGCUGGCGCUGCGCUUCGACCGGCCCAUCAAGCAGGCCUUCUACAACACGGGCGCCGUGCUGUUCGUGUGCCUGUGCUGCGGCGCCGCCGUGCUGGUCUUCUUCAUCCUCGAGGCCUUCCUGCGGCCGCUGCUCUGGGCCGUGCUCUGCGGCACCUUCCUGCACCCGUCCAAGAGCUCGCUCACGCGCCGCGGCCGCCGCUGGCUGCAGCGGCUGCGGCGCGCGCGGACGCCCGUGGUGCUGGCGGCGCUGCUGCUGCCGCUCUGCUUCGCCGACCGCGGCCUGGAGGCGCUGGGCCAGCGCGCGCGCCGCCGCCGCCGCCCGCUGCUGCUGCUGGGCGCGGGCGGCCCGCUGCUCUACGGCCUCUGCCGGCUGGGCGGCUGCCUGGGCGCGCGGCCGCUGCUGGCCCGCGGCGGCGCGCUCAUCUGCCGCGGCCUCGACUGCUUCAGCAGCCUCUGGAUCUGGACCUUGGUAGUUGGCUAUGUGCUGGCUGUUUUAUUCAAGUGGAAUACAAGCACUGAACGCUACUUGAGAGCCGUUUCCAUUCCUGUCUGGAUAAUAUUGCUUUUUCAUUUAGCAUCCUUGGCUGGCUCAUGGAGAAUUCCAGUAUUCCUGGUUAUUGUUUUCCUGAUGUCUGUGGGCACCCUCUAUGAGAAACAGAAUGGAAAAGAGCCUUCUGGGGCAGAGUUACCAGGGCAAGUGAUCUCCAUGGCAGCUUCUACUCUAGCAAACUUGGCCAUCUCGAUCACAGGCUACGAGUCAAGCAGUGAAGACCAGGCCGGCUCUCAGCCUGCAGAAGCCAGUGACGGGGGAGAACCUCUUCCAGCAGAGUCCUCGUCUCCGUCACCCUCGACCCCGUCACCCACCCUGGGCAGACAGAGGCCUGAGAUGGGGACGUUUCUCAGGAAGAAGAAAACGAGUGACGUCUACUUCGUGUUCCUCGUGUGGGCCAUCAUCGGUGUCCAGAUCUGGCUGAACCUUUGGAUUGUGCAGCUGCUGCCCGUGCCUGUCGCAGUGUGGGUACUCAAGAAGCUUGUCAUUCACUUUGGCGUUGUGAAUUUCCUGGAGAAACGCUGCUACGUGUGGUGGCAGAGCAUCGAGCACUUCCUGAAGGAGCGACAGGAAGCCCUGGCACCAUGGCCAAUCGUUGGACUUGGGAAGUUCUUGUUGAAAGUCGAUAGCAAGCUUUGGCACUGGCUAAAUAAGAAGAUGAUCAUCUGGUUGGAGAAGAUGUUAGACAAAAUAAUUAGCAUUUUCAUCAUAUUUUUGUUAGUGAUAGGAACCCUCCUUUUAGGCCUUCUCCUGACUGCAAAGGUUCAUCAAGAGAGUGUGCAUAUGAUAGAAGUCACCAGCAGUUUGAUUAAUGAAACUCUAGCAAAUCACCCUGAGUGGGCAAAUUGGCUUCCUGAAGCCCAAGUAGUCCAAAGAGCUCUCAAUUCCGCGGCUAAUAAUGUUUAUCAGUAUGGACGAGAAUGGAUAACCCACAAGCUUCAUAAAAUCCUUGGAGAUAAGAUGAACAACACUGCUGUAAUCGAAAAGCAAGUACUCGAACUUUGGGACAGACUAUACCAUUCAUGGUUUGUAAAGAACGUGACCCAUUCGGGAAGGCACAAAGGACAUAAGCUGCACAUCAGCCGGCAGAACAGCUGGCUCGGGGACAUCCUGGACUGGCAAGACGUCGCGUCCUUCGUUCACGAGAAUAUCGAGACGUUUCUUUCGAUCCUUGAGUCUCUGUGGAUCGUCAUGAGCCGGAACGUGAGCCUGCUCUUCACCACCGUCACCACGCUGCUGACCAUCCUCUUCUACAGCGGGACCGCCCUUCUGAAUUUCGUGCUGUCUCUGAUCAUUUUCCUGACCACGCUGUUCUACCUGUUAAGUUCCAGCGAUGAGUACUACAAGCCCGUGAAGUGGGUCAUCAGCCUGACCCCGCUCUCCCAGCCAGGUCCCUCUUCUAAUAUUAUCGGCCAGUCUGUGGAAGAAGCGAUCAGGGGGGUGUUUGAUGCGUCCCUCAAAAUGGCCGGCUUCUACGGACUGUAUACCUGGCUGACUCACACUAUAUUUGGCAUCAAUAUUGUCUUCAUACCAUCAGCGCUGGCCGCCAUCCUGGGAGCAGUGCCCUUUCUGGGGACGUACUGGGCAGCCGUGCCGGCAGUGCUGGACCUGUGGCUGGCACAAGGCCUAGGGUGCAAAGCUGUCUUGCUCUUGGUUUUCCACCUCCUGCCGACAUACUUCGUUGAUACCGCCAUCUACUCAGACAUAUCAGGGGGUGGCCAUCCUUACCUGACCGGCCUGGCCGUGGCGGGCGGUGCCUACUACCUUGGCCUGGAGGGAGCGAUCAUCGGACCCAUACUGCUCUGCAUCCUCGUAGUGGCCUCCAAUAUCUACAGCGCCAUGCUAGUGAGCCCCACGAACUCAAUGCCCACGCCCAGCCAGACUCCCUGGCCUGCUCCCACACAGCGGACUUGUCGUGACAUUUCUGAGGAGAUGAAAUCUUCCAUAGACUGACCUGCUGGCCACCACGGAGAUUUCUCUCGGGAAGGUCCCCAGUGAGUUUGCCCGGCGUGGCCGUCUGUCCCUGCGGCCGUGCCUACGCGGAGCUUGGGGAGGGAGCGACAGCUCUGUCCGAGCAGAGCCUGGGGAAGAAGAGUGGCCUCCCAGCCUUCCGGGAUGCCUGGACAAGAGUGAACUUGCUGAGGGCUGCUUUGCAGUCUCCAGCACAGCUUUGGAGCUCAGCAGUGUGGUUUUCUUACCUCCCUGUUGCCCAGAUGGCUUGAACUGUUUCCGUUUUAUACACUGGUACCAUGGCUUGAGUUGUCCCCCUUCGGUUUUCUAUGCUAUUAAAGUAUGUAUUUAUAAAAGUUAUUUUAAGAACCCUAAACUAACCUGCCGUUGCAAGUCUCUCCGAUGUCCCUUUCUCCAGCAGCUUUAAGCAAUCAGUUCUUUCGAUUUUCCUGUGCCAGUCACUUCUGAGUCAUGCGGCCUCUUGCCUUCUAGUAUGCUAUUGCUGGAGCAGGAAGAAGGACCCUUCCACACUUCUCCCACCAAGCGGGGGCCUCUGUGAGAAAGAACAGAUCGUAGGUAUGAGCUGGAGCUUGUGUGGAGUUCAGUUCAUCUCCAGCAAUGACAGGAGGUCCCUAAAGACUGCAAGAUUUCCUUCCCUGACUCUUUCUUCUCUCACUCAAGAAACCAAGACACCAUUGCCACGUUUUUAAAACUUGGCCUCCUGGGGCUGGAGCAAUAGCACAGCAGGUAGGGCAUUUGCCUUGCAUGCGGCCGACCCAGGUUCCAUCCCCGGCAUCCCAUAUGCUCCCCCAGCACCUCCAGGAGGUAAUUCCUGAGUGAAGACCCAGGAGUAACCCCUGAGCAUGCUGGGAGUGACCCAAAAAGCAAAAACAAAACAAAACCUUGGCCUCCCCCACUAGGAGUAAAAAUACCUAUUAAGCUUCAUGUUCAUGGUAACAGUAUGAUAGGAUUCCUGUUGUGGUUACAUCUUUCCUUUCCAAAUGUUUCAGGUGAAAACUCUCAGGUGUGGCAGGCUCUGGUUUGGUCAGUGUAUAGCCAUUUCGUUGUUUGGAAUUCCACCAAAUAGUUACUUAUUAGCAGUAGAUUUUAUAUCCCUGAGGUCUUUCUCCACGGCUUAGCACAGUGCCUUGCUCAGAGGACACUGGGUGAAUGCUUGUUGAAUUAAAUGAUAACUUUUAAAAAUAAUGCUCAGUGUCACAAUAACCAGUAUUAGUGCUUCCCCCUCAACCUUUCUGGGCGAGCAGAGGAUUGCACAUCAGCUUACGUAGAGUUUUAUAUUCUUUUACAAUAAGUUUUCACACAGAUGGGGACGCUGAGGUUCAGAGCAGUGACCAACUCAAAGUCAGGAAGUUUAAUAGUGUUGGACCUGAGAGCUUUCGGACCCCUUCAUAGUUUGCAGACUGUCAAAUUACAGUGUUUCUUCUGCUUCCUCGGGCAGUUUUCCCAGUGCUGCGAGGUAGGUAUUCCUACUCGUGCUGGAAGUGAGUCUGGGACGGGAACUCAGCUUUUUCCUCUCGGGCUGUCUGCUAAAGAUCACAGUCCUCAGGCUCUUUCUCGGACUUCAAGAGAAUAUGAAGGAGAAAGCAUUUGUAGGAUCAGAGCUUACCUUUUGGGAGGAUAUUUGAAAGUUUUUUGUUUAAAAAAAAUUUUUUUUCCCCUAACGUAUCCUCAUUAAGAAGCAUAAAUGAUGAUGAUUAACCUAACUGAAAUUAUUUAAGAAAAUCAUCUAAAAGUUACUCUGGGGGGCUGGAGCGAUAGCACAGCGGGUAGGGCGUUUGCCUUACACGCGGCCGACCCAGGUACAAUCCCCAACAUUGCAUAUGGUCCCCUGAGCACCGCCAGGAGUAAUUCCUGAGUGCAGAGCCAGGAGUAACCCCUGUGCAUACCAGGUGUGACCCAAAAAGAAGAAACAAAAUAAAAGUUACUCUGAGGUGAGGUCUCGGUUUAUACAAUAAACAUGUAUAUUUGUUCUUUCCAUCACAAGUUCCUCAGUGAUUAAACUCUGAUCUACGACCAAGGGUUACCUUAGCCGCUCAAUAACUCACUCUUUUCUUUAGUUAGUGACUCAGUCACUAAUUCAGAAAGAAAAAAAAAAGUUUGCUGAAAGUGUGCCAAAUUCUAGGUUCCUUGCCAGACUCUGAACAGCGUUGUAGGGUAUAACGCAUCAGGGAAAGGCUUUUUCUCCCUUAUUAAAUCUUAGCUGGGUCAUGGGUAUUGCUCAGAUGAAAAAAAUUGCGUACAAAGGGUUGAAAGAGAAAUCAGGUUUGUUUCCAAAUACUAUUAAGUUUUCAGCUGUAAUUCGUGCACUGUAAUUAUAUUGGGAAAAUAAACACCGUGGCUUGGGGUGCGUAUGUAGGCAAUGUUCCUUAAAGGUGCUUUCAGAUGUAUAAAGUGAAUUUCAGAACUACACAAAAGCCCCUAACCCUUAGCUAAUACAAGGCUCCUGUUGGAGACAGAAAGGGCAGCUCAGAGCAGUCAGAGUGAGCGGUGACAGGCUUGUUCCCAGAGUGAAGCAUUUACAAGAAAUGUGAGGCCAGAGCUCUAGUGCACCAGGUAAGGCACUUGCCUCGUGGGCACCUGACUCGUUACCAUCCCCAGCACCACAUGUGGUGUUGAGGAACUGCCAGGCGUGAUCCCUGAACACAGAGUCCGAGUAAGCCCUACGUAGGCAGAGGAGUGUGUGUGUUUGCGUGCGCCCCCCCUCCAGCUUCCCGCGCCCCCCUCUAGCUUCCCAUCCUCCCCCAAAAAGAAUUUUCAAUUGCCCCAGGAACUGCCUACAUACUUAGAAGAUUCACAGACUUGGGGUGGGGGGGUCUUCUAGGAACCCGUAGACCCAGACAAAAAUGUCCCCAGACACCCUUCCAGACAACAAGGAGGUAGUAGAUCAAAUGGCAUGAAAAGGAAGGUGUCUAUAGAUCAAGUCUUGAAGAUGGGGAACGCCCAGAUUCUCAAGAUUUGACCCAAAAGUUUCCCUGGGGGACAGUGCUUUGAUGAAGGGAGACGUAACCUCCAUAAAACCGAAGUGCAGGGCCUGGAGUAUUUGGGAUGAUUGAUCUCCUUUUACGUGGCAGACCCUUGCAUUCAACCCCAGUGUCCCAUAUGGUUCACUGAGCACUGCCAGGAAUAAUUCCUGAGUGCAGAGCCAGGAAUAACCCCUGAGUACCCUUGGACAUGAGUCCCCUACACACCUGCCCUGCCUCCCCCCCCCCCCCCCCCCAAAUAAAACGCAAGUGCAGAAACCCUAUGUCUUAAGUUUUAUAACUUUACUAAACAUCCACUUUCGGAGCUGGAACAAUAAUACAGUGGGUAAGGCACUUGCCUUGCACAGGGCCUAACUGGGCUCAGUCCCCAACACCUCUGGUUCCCUGAGCACAGAUCCAGGAGUAAGCCCUGAGCAUAGCUGUGUUUCCCCACCCCCCUUAGCCCCCUGCAAAGGUCAGUUUCAGCUUCACAUUUCUUGUUGAGUCCAAGCCAGUGUUUCUCCACCUUUUUCCUUACAUGGUCCCCUUCCAAGCUUGUUUCCUUCCUGGGACCCUCCCCACCCACCGGUUGCCCUCCUCCUCACCAGCUGUGGCCCUGUAUGCUAUCCUGGGGGUCACAGGUAAGGCUGUGUGACCCCCAUCUGAGAACCACUGGUGUAGCCUGGGAGGAGGCAGCAGGUGAUCCAUGCUCUGCAUGCGACACGCAUCUCUCCUGGGAGAGCGCAGGGCACAGGACUCUCCCCAGAAAGACUUCAUGUCAGAAGUCUUGUUGCAGUUUCAAAAUUCCCGUCCUACUCAGUUCCUGGAAGCGAGCCCCGACAAGCAGUUAGACACCGGCCUUAUUUUAAAAAUGGCAAGGGUGGGGUUCCCUGGCCCAGUUGUCCUUUGGCAUCUGAAGUUGGUGGAGAGAGAGAGAGACUGUGACUCUGCAUGGUGGGAGGGUACCCUAGCAAGUGUUAAGGCAAUACUGUAUUUACACACACACACACACACACACACACACACACACACACACACACACACAGUGUUCCAGUUAGUCGAUUUGCAUGAGGUCACUGGCUAACCUGGUUUUCAUAUGAAUCCUUUGUGACCCCUUAUAGCUCCCUGUUCUUAUUUUGGUUGUAAUUUAUCCUUUUGGGUAUGCUGCUGCCGUAAUAUCCUGAAAGCUGCUACGUUAGGGCUGUGGUGUAAAUUCAGUUUAGAUGAGUUGGACAGAGCUGACCUCAACACUGUAGCGCUGUAGCACUGUCCUCCCGUUGUUUAUAGAUUUUCUCCAGCGGGCACCAGUAACGUCUCCAUUGUGAGACUUGUUACUGUGUUUGACAUAUCGAAUACGUUACGGGUAGCUUGCCAGGCUUUGCUGUGCGGGCAGAAUACACUCGGUAGUUUGCCGGGCUCUCCAAGAGGGGCGGAGGAAUCGAACCCAGAUCGGCCAAGUAUAAGGCAAACGCCCUACCCGCUAUGCUAUUGCUCCGGCCCAACUUCAACACAUAUAGGGAGAAACCCUGUAGACCCUCCUAGACCCUGGUCCUGACCUGUGCUCUGGACAUCUUCCAGACCUUUCCAGGAGCAUUUGCAUCUGUACUUGACAGAUGAACUAGCUCCGUCAACACGCUGCCAAGUGCCCCUUCCAACUCAGAAUAAGUAUUUUUUGUUUUCCUGGAUUUCUUUCCAUUUGUCACCAAAGUUAUCCAUUACUUUCUCUUGUUUUUGCU